AUGAUCUCUAGUUCGGAUACAAGUUCUUCAAGUUCUCAUGAGAACAUAAGAUAUAAAUUGAAUAGUAUUCAAGAUGCUGAUAUUGAUUAUGAUAUUGAAGGUGGUGAAGAUUAUGAAAUGCAUGAGUAUUCUGAAGAAUCAAGUGAUGAUUUAUCUGAUUUUGAUGAUAUUGAUUUGAAUGAUGAUCUAGAAAGUGAUGAUAAAAUUCAUUCGGAUGAUAAUGUAGGUGAUGAUGAUACUAAAUCCUUUGAUAAUUAUAACUGGAUAAAAGAUGAUAUAACAGUACACGUACCAGACUUUAAAGGUGCAUUUGGUUUAUCGGAUAAAGUACAUUUACCUUCUUCACCAACACCCAUUGACAUUUUUACACUGCUUUUAACACCAGAUAUUAUUGAAUACAUUGUCGAGCAAUCAAACUUAUAUCGAGUACAACAUAAGUUAAAGCAAAAACCUAUGGAUGCAUUAGAAUUGUAUAAAUUACUUGGAUUUCUUUUUUAUGCUUCACUUAUCAAACUUCCAAGCAAAGGUGAUUAUUGGUGCCAGCUGUCUAAACAAGAUAUUAUUGUAGAUAAUAUUUCACGUAAUCGUAUUGAUGAAUUAUUGCGAACAUUACAUUUCAACAACAACACUUUGAAUGCUGAAAAAUGUGAUAAAAUUCAACCAUUACUUGAUAUAUUUAAUGAACGUUCUAAAGCAUUAGUUGAUCAAGAAGAAUAUAUAGCUAUCGACGAACAAAUGGUAGGGUAUAAAGGAAAAACUGCUCCAACAUCUUUAAAGCAGUAUAUGCCUAAUAAACCAUCCAAACAUGGAUUUAAGUUAUGGUCUAAAAGUGGUGUUAGUGGUUAUGUAUAUCAAAUUGAUUUAUAUAGUGGAGGUACUAAAGCUGUUACAAAAUCAACCACUCAGAUUUUCAAUAAUUCAAUAAAACGAACAACUCGAUUAGGUAGUACAACUGUUCAAAAUGAUGAAAAAAUGAAAAAACGUGAUGAAGAUAAAAAAGCAUUAGGUGUUGCUGGUUUGGUCGUACUUGAUCUUACUAGAAAUAUUCCUGAAGGAACAAAAGUUUUUGUUAAUAAUUAUUUUGGAUCACUUGGAUUAAUAAGAAAAAUGACUGAAUUAGGUUAUGGAAUUAUAUGUACAUUAAGAGCGAAUCGAAUUCGUCGUUGUCCAUUACCAUCAGAAAAACAAAUGAACAAAUAUGCUCGUGGUGAUUAUGAUUAUCGAGUAACAGGUGAUAAAAAAUGUAUUAUUGUUGCAUGGAAAGAUUCAAAACGUGUACUUAUUGGAUCAAAUCAUGUUGGAAUAAAUCCUGUUACACAGCUGAUCCGUUGGGAUAAAGAUCAGAAGAAAAAAGUAAAUAUUCCAGCACCUCACAUUAUAAAAGAAUAUAAUAAAAAUAUGGGUGGAGUGGAUACCACAGAUAUGCUCUGUGCGUUACAUCCAAUUCAUUUUAGAUCCAAAAAAUGGUACAUGCGUCUUGUAUGGCGUGUUUUUGAUCUUAUGGUUUUAAAUGCAUGGUUAAUAUCAAAACAUUUACUUGGUCGCAAUGGUAAUUGGCGUAUAGAACGUCUUUUUCAAUUUAAACUUGAUAUAGCACGUGUGUUGUUACAAAAAUCUACUUAUCCAACACAACUUGUAUUAAAUCCCGUGCUACAACCAAUACAAAAUGUUGAUUCAACUGAUGAAUCAGAUAAUGAUAAUCCAAUUUUAUCACAUAAAAGAAAACGACCAAAACGUGAAUCAAAAUUAUCUGUAUCCAAUGCAUUGAGAUAUGAUGGUCAUGAGCAUUGGCCUAUGUUUCAACAAGGAAAAAAUGGUUUACGUUGUAAGAAUGAAGGUUGUAAACAAAGAACUAAAUGGACUUGUACCAAAUGCAAUAUUCAUUUAUGUUUACAUCCUGAACAUAAUUGUUUCAUUUCGUAUCAUACUGAAAAUUGA
Messenger RNA from Rotaria sp. Silwood2, 1938 nucleotides. NCBI's taxonomy places the organism in Eukaryota, Metazoa, Rotifera, Eurotatoria, Philodinida, Philodinidae. The record is from the annotation of a GenBank genome assembly.